UACAACAUUCAGAUGAUGAAGACAGCAGUUCAGAAGAUGAAGAAACUAUUGAUAAGGUUACUGAGAAGAAAAAUAAGUUUUUUGAAGAACCUCCUCCUCAGCUGAAACAUCAAAAUUUUGCAACAAUGAAUUUGUCAAGACCUUUAUUGAAGGCUAUAAAUGAGUUGGGAUUCAAUCACCCCACACCUAUCCAGGCAUCAACUGUUCCAGUGGCCCUGAUGGGUAAAGACAUCUGUGCGUGUGCAGCUACAGGAACAGGUAAGACAGCAGCCUAUAUGCUUCCAAUACUGGAGAGACUGAUUUACAGACCACAACAGUCUGCCAUGACAAGAGUGCUCAUUUUAACUCCCACUAGAGAACUUGCCAUUCAGGUGCACUCUGUGACCAAAACCUUGUCCAAACACACAAACAUCCAGGUCUGCCUGGCCACAGGUGGUUUGGAUAGUAAGAUUCAAGAAGCAGCUUUGAGGAAAGGACCUGAUAUUGUGAUUGCUACACCUGGGAGACUUGUGGAUCAUCUGCAUAAUACUCCUUCAUUCAGUCUACAAACUGUGGAGAUUAUUGUCCUGGAUGAAGCUGACAGGAUGCUUGAUGAGAACUUUAAAGAUCAGAUGGAAGAAAUUGUCAAACUUAGUCCACGAGGAAGGCAAACAAUGUUGUUCUCGGCUACAAUGACAGACGAGGUGGAGGAACUUGCAACUCUUUCACUAAAUCAACCAGUAAGGCUAUUUGUGGACAAUAACACAGACGUGGCCCACAACUUGAGACAAGAGUUUGUAAGGAUCAGGAACAACAGGGAGGAAGACCGUUUAGCUAUCGUGACAGCGCUUUGCAGUCGAACUUUCCAAGAACACUGCCUGGUAUUCUUACAAACGAAAAACUUGGCUCACAGACUACGAAUCGUCUUAGGGCUCCUCGGGUUGAAUGUUGAAGAACUUCAUGGGAACUUGACUCAGCUUCAGAGACUGGAAGCCUUAAGGAAAUUCAAGGCUGGCGAAGUUGACAUUUUAUUGGCUACAGAUUUAGCAUCCAGGGGAUUAGAUAUUGUUGGAGUUAAAACGGUGAUAAAUGCAAGCCUGCCACCAACAAUGAAACAGUACAUUCACAGAGUGGGAAGAACGGCUCGUGCAGGACGGAGUGGGAGAUCCGUGUCACUAGUUGGAGAGAAAGAAAGAAAAUUGCUGAAAGAAAUUGUGAAAUCAGCAAAGACGCCUGUGAAAAGUAGAAUAGUUCCUCCGGAGGUGAUUGAGAAAUACAAAGGUAAAAUCCAAGGACUUGAUAAAGACUUGAAGGAUAUUCUAAAACAAGAAAGCGAAGAAAAAGAGCUGAGGAUCUCUGAGAUGGAGAUGAAUAAGGCACGCAACCUUAUAGAACACGAGGAAGAAAUUUUCUCCAGGCCUCCUCGGGUGUGGUUUCAGAGCAAAGCAGACUUGAAAAGGAAGUCUGAUAAAGCAGCGAAUGAUCCGGCCAGCAAGAAAUCUAAACAAGAUAAAAAGAAAAAGAACACAGCAAACGUAAAUGAAAGUGAGGAAGACAAAAAGAAACGAAAAGAAGCAGAAUUCAUCACGCGGGAAGCUAAGAGAUCGAGGAAAAAGAAACGGUUACACGCGUUUCCACCGGACAAACCCGACCUCAAACUUAAAGGAAAAUCAUCGAAGACGAAAGCAACUAACAGUGGUAGCAGUUCACGGCUGAAGGCUUUUGAUAAAGAACUUACGGAUACAAGUAAAAAGGCGCUUAAAACUUUUAGACAGAGUUCAACACCUGAUGAGGCAAAGAAAUUUAAGAAAAAUCCAGGAAGAUUUAAAUCCAAGAAAAGGUACAAAAGGAGAUGACAUACUGUGCAGAGAACGGCGUAAGAUGUUAACAGUGUAAACUAAAGACUAUGACUGUCUGAGAAGAUCUUCGCGAAUUUAAGUUUGUUACUGUUGACAGAGAUAAUGAUGAAUUUUCUCCAGGCAAAAAAAAAAAGGAAA
Pocillopora verrucosa is the source of this 1976-nucleotide messenger RNA. NCBI's taxonomy places the organism in Eukaryota, Metazoa, Cnidaria, Anthozoa, Scleractinia, Pocilloporidae. The record is from RefSeq and is a predicted model, not a curated record.